AUGGCACUGUGUCGUGGUUGUGUAGCAUCUGCUCUGUGUGGAACAUCCGCUCUGUCAGCAUCAUCCGCUCUGUCAGCACCCUCUGCUCCGUGCAAACCCUCAACCGCACCGUUGAUCCAAGCUCCCCCGUCGCGAUGGCUCUCGAGAGGAGCAACCGGGAUUCCCGUGCUACGUGGUUAUUUCCUGCGCCAGGAGGACAGCCCGUACAAACAGCCCGUACAAACAGGCCAUCCAGGCUCUUCGCUGUGCAGUGCUAGUGCUGGUGAUCCGAUCCACCAUCACACGCUGAACCCGCAACCACCGCAACCGCCGAGCCUUCUGGGCGUGUGUGGGGCCGGUGAGGACACCGGGGGAGCCCACCUUGGCGGCCAAACUUCGCUCCCUUCAACCCCUUUUAGGCCUCUCCGUUUAGGACCUCCCCUCCCCAGCACACUCUGCCCCCUGCCCCCUAAAAGCUGUAAACAAACGCUCCCUACGCUCCCUACGCUUCCCACGCGGGUAUUUCUCGGCUGA
Messenger RNA from Williopsis jadinii, 513 nucleotides. RefSeq lists its product as uncharacterized. The transcript has a single exon. The coding region runs from base 1 to 513 and encodes 170 amino acids. NCBI's taxonomy places the organism in Eukaryota, Fungi, Ascomycota, Saccharomycetes, Phaffomycetales, Wickerhamomycetaceae. The record is from RefSeq and is a predicted model, not a curated record.